UUAUACUUAGCCACAAUUUGCAAAAUAUGCUAUUUAUAUAUCACUGUGUUCCUGCGUAUAGGCUAUAAAAUAAAUAGUUACAUUGUCCGAGUAGUUUGGCUGUUCAUUUUGCUCAUAUUUUUGAGUGGGCUUUUCAAUCGGUUACAGUUACAGUAGGCUACCCGCUGGACUGCUUCUGUUGCGGCCACUAGGGCCUUCCAUGGCGAUGUCCACUGGUUGUUGGCUGGUGGUGCGUCUGUAGCUGUGUGUAAGGAGGGCAGCCUACUGAGCCGAGGCGGUCUUUAGCCUCAGUCUGAUCUGAGCAUGUAGGCUGGAACCAUAAACACAUCUUGAAGCAAGCUUUACCCUAGUAAACCCCACAGCACCGAGACAUGCUACAUCCCCAUGAGCUCAGCCGCGGACGUAUGUUCUUGGAUAGAUCUCGGUUCUUAUAGCGCCAGUUAUAGGUUUGAGAAGCGGGAGGAGAUGACGGCGAGGAAAGCCGCUUUUCAACCGCUGUCCAGCUCUCGCAUCCCGGAGAGGAAGGGAGCGGCUGACCGGGGGAAGACUAACUCCGACUGGUCUUAUCCUUUCUCCCAACAGGAGCCGGAGAAAGGCCAAUCAACAGCAGGGAUCCAUGCCCAUGUGGUGGGGGCUGUCGGGGGCUCUGGGGCCGUGGAUGAGUCGUCAGACAGCGAGGGAGAACAAGAAGGCCCGCAGAAACUCAUUCGGAAAGUGUCGACCUCCGGACAACUCAGAAGCAAGACCAGUGUGAAAGAGGGAUUGUUGCUGAAACAGACAAGCUCAUUCCAGAGGUAAAAACGCUAUUUCAAACUGAGAGGACGAACUCUCUACUAUGCCAAAGAUGCCAAGUCACUGAUAUUUGACGAGGUGGACCUAUCUGAUGCCAGUGUGGCUGAGUCCAGCACUAAGAAUGUUAACAACAGCUUCACGGUGAUCACUCCGUUCCGCAGGCUCAUCCUCUGCGCAGAAAACAGGAAAGAGAUGGAGGACUGGAUCAGCUCGCUGAAGUCCGUCCAGUCCCGAGAGCAUUACGAGACAGCACAGUUUAAUGUGGAACAUUUCUCAGGGAUGCACAACUGGUAUGCCUGCUCCCACGCACGGCCCACCUUCUGUAACGUCUGUAGGGACAGCCUCUCUGGCGUCACCUCCCAUGGCCUGUCCUGUGAAGUGUGUAAAUUCAAAGCUCACAAGCGGUGUGCCGUCAGGGCCACCAACAACUGCAAAUGGACCACACUGGCCUCUAUAGGCAAAGACAUCAUCGAGGACGAGGAUGGGAUCGCCAUGCCCCACCAGUGGCUGGAGGGAAACCUGCCUGUUAGUGCCAAGUGUGCUGUGUGUGACAAGACCUGUGGCAGCGUGCUCCGACUGCAGGACUGGCGCUGUCUCUGGUGCAAAGCCAUGGUACACACAGUGUGUAUGGACCUGUACCCCAGGAAAUGUCCGCUGGGCCAGUGUAAAGUCUCUGUCAUCCCUCCUACUGCCCUCAACAGUAUCGACUCUGACGGCUUCUGGAAGGCCACCUGUCCCCCGUCCUGCGCCAGUCCUCUUCUGGUCUUUGUCAAUUCCAAGAGCGGAGACAACCAAGGGGUUAAAUUCCUCCGACGUUUCAAGCAGCUCCUCAACCCUGCUCAGGUGUUUGACCUAGUCAACGGAGGACCACAUCUAGGGCUGCGUCUCUUCCAGAAGUUCGAUAACUUCCGGAUCCUGGUGUGCGGAGGGGAUGGGAGUGUAGGCUGGGUCCUCUCUGAGAUAGACAAACUCAACCUCCACAAACAGUGCCAGCUGGGAGUUCUCCCCCUGGGUACUGGGAAUGACCUGGCGCGGGUGCUGGGCUGGGGCCCGUCGUGUGAUGAUGACACGCAGCUGCCCCAGAUCCUGGAGAAACUGGAGCGGGCCAGCACCAAAAUGUUGGACCGCUGGAGCAUCAUGACCUACGAAAUUAAGAUCCUUUCCAAACACAGCGGGCCUGUCACGCCCGACGACACUGACCAUGACCAGUUCCAGAUCUCAGCCUAUGAAGACUCGGUAGCUGCCCAUCUCACCAAGAUCCUCAAUGCUGACCAAAACUCUGUGGUCAUCUCCUCUGCUAAGAUCCUGUGUGAGACAGUAAAGGACUUUGUUGCCAAAGUGGGGAAGUCCUAUGAGAGAAGCACUGAGAAUACAGAGGAGUGUGACACCAUGUCUCUCAAAUGUGCCAUCCUGAAUGAGAAGCUAGAUUUGCUCCUUCAGACCCUCAACACAGAAACCCAGUCAUUUCCCCCACCACCUCGCCUUUCCACACCCCCCAUCGUUGAGGAGGAGGAAGAAGAGGAGGAGGUGAGCGAGGAGUCGUUGACCGAGCUGAAGGAGAAACUGGAAGCGGAGGAGAGUGAGAAGGGAGGAGAGAACGGAGGAGGUUCGCCACACAAGAUGUUCAGAGCUAAAGAACAGUUGAUGCUACGGGCAAACAGCCUGAAGAAGGCUGUACGAGAGAUUAUGCAACAGGCAGAGAGAGUGGUGGAUGAGCAGAAUGCCAGCACGGAGGAGCAGGAGCUGCCGUCCACGUUUGAGUUUAGGAAGGAGGGAGAGGAGGACAACAGGGACAGUGAAAAGGACGAGGACACCAAGGAACUAGAGAUCCUGCCAUUGGCUAAGAGUCCUUGUUCCCCUCCUGAAAGGUGUGUGAGUCGCGGCAGCCAAUCAUGUGGCUCUUUCUCCAUCACACCCUUCACCACCAGCAAGGAGAACCUGCCUGUACUCAACACACGUAUCAUCUGCCCUGGUACAUCCUACGGUUUGCGUGCUGGUCUGGCAGCCUCUAUAGCUGGUAGCUCCAUCAUCAGUAAGAUGCUGCUGGCCAAUAUCGACCCAUUUGGAGCUACGCCCUUUCUGGACUCUGACCUGGACUCACUAGAGGGCUUUAGUGAGAAGUGUGUCAUGAACAACUACUUUGGCGUUGGGCUGGAUGCUAAGAUCACAUUGGAGUUCAACAACAAGAGGGAAGAACACCCAGAGAAGUGCAGGAGUCGUACUAAGAACAGGGUAUGGUAUGGGGUUCUGGGCACCAAGGAACUCCUCCAGAGAACCUAUAAGAAUCUAGAACAGAAGGUUCAACUGGAGUGUGACGGUCAGUACAUCCCCCUGCCCAGCCUUCAGGGCAUUGCGGUGCUGAACAUCCCCAGCUAUGCAGGUGGAACCAACUUCUGGGGAGGAACCAAGGAGGACGACAUAUUCUGUGCCCCGUCGUUUGAUGAUAAAAUCCUGGAGGUGGUAGCAGUGUUUGGCAGUAUGCAGAUGGCUGUGUCCAGAGUCAUCAAACUGCAACACCACCGCAUAGCACAGUGUCGCUCAGUGAAGAUCACUAUCCUGGGAGAGGAGGGUGUUCCUAUCCAAGUGGACGGAGAGGCCUGGGUACAACCUCCUGGAGUCAUUAAGAUCCAACACAAGAACAGAGCCCAGAUGUUGACCAGGGACAGGGCGUUUGAGAACACUCUGAAGUCGUGGGAGGACAAGCUGAAGUAUGACAAGCUGCCCUUGCGGUCUCACCUUUACUCCCAGCAGUCUGUGGACCUGGCCACUGAGGAGGAGGUGGCCCUCGUACAGCUGGUUGCCCGCGCUGCAGACGAUCUCAUCACCAGGAUCUGUGAGGCAGCCAAGACCAAUGGGCUUUUAGAGCAGGAGCUGGCUCACGCCGUCAACGCCUCAUCACACGCCAUCAACAAGACACACCCCAAGUUAGCCGAGAGUAUGGCCAGGAACACUGCUAUAGAAGUAGCCAGCAAUGUGAAGGCUUUACACAACGAGACUGAAUCCCUUCUGGUGGGACGGGUAUCACUGCAACUGGAACCCUCAGAUGAAGAGUCUUUAUCCAGUGCUCUGCAGAGUGUGGAGAUGGAGCUAGGCAAACUUGUAGAUAUUCCCUGGUUAUACCAUAUACUGCAGCCUAAUGAAGAUGAGGACCCCUCGUUAGAGUAUGGCAAGAGCAACAGUCGUAGCAGCAUGUUCAGAAUUGUGCCAAAGUUCAAGAAAGAGAAAGCUACCAAGAAGACCAACCCUCAGUCAGUGGAGCGAUGGGGUACAGAGGAGGUAGGAGUCUGGCUGGAGCAGCUCAGUCUGGGAGAGUACAGAGAUACCUUCACACGCCAUGACAUCAGAGGCUCUGAACUGCUGCACCUGGAGAGGAGGGACCUGAAGGAUCUGGGGAUAUCGAAAGUGGGUCAUAUGAAGAGAAUUCUCCAGGGAACUAAGGACCUGGCCAAGACCGCAAUGGUUGACCUCUAACCCAGAAGUAGUUGGUGCCAGAGUGGAAGUGCCCUUCCACCACAGAGAAAGAGUUUGGGAGCUCCGCAGGGAGAGCUGAACGCCUGGCAUCUUGGGGUGGAUGGAUGGAUUUGAUCCUUUGAUGGAUUUAAGAAAGCUGUUGGUGAGAAAUUGUCUAACAGGAAUGUUUUAGUGAGGCUGUGUUUGGUGCCAAAAUAGAAGAUGGCAAUCUACAGUUGUUGACAGUUUAAAGAAGGAAGCCAUAGUUUUUCUAAAAAAAAUGCUAAUUUUCUCUAAUCAUAUUUUCAUCCAUGGCCCAAUCGGGUAUGCAACAGAUCCUCAUUAUAAGAGUUGGUUUGGUAUUCUGGCCUCAUAGAGAAAGCCCAAUCCAAGUAGCAACAAGGUGACUUCCAUGAGUGUGCCCUAACAAUGUGCUGUGAGUGUGUACAGUUCAGCACAGUCACUACAUUACCGUGCAGCUUUGUGAUUGGCUUACUGGCUCUUUGCCUGGCAGUAGAAGGCUACAGACGCAACGCUACAGUCUGCAAUAUCCUGCUUUCGCUGUUUACACCAGAGGAGAUAGGCGACGUCCCAAAUAGCACCCUCUUCCCUAUGUAGGGCACUACUUUUAAGUGGUGCACUAUGUAUGGAAUAGGGUCUGAUUACAGACGUGUCCUGGGAGAAGGAGAUGCAAUGCCACAACCUAAAGCGAGUCAAGAGAGGUCUCUGAAAACAGUGAGACAUAUGUUGCAUGCUAUGCUAGCUUGAUUUGGGAUAUCAAUUUUGAAUUGCAAGAUUAGUGUCUUGGUUCUUUUGUGUAAAAAAUGACUUUAGUAUUAUUAUACCAUUUGUUACUACUGAAAGCAUUAUUUUGGUAUGAAUCAACCUUUUUUGUUAAUUAUUUUUAUUUAUGUUUUUGUUUUUGCAUGAUAAUUAUGUGUCAAGGACCUGUGUCAUGUGCCAUAUUUUAUUCAUUUUAUUGUAAAAAUGUGCUUUAUUGGUAAGAGAACAUCAGAAUAUAAGACAAGUUACUAGAUUAACUAUUAGGAGUUAUACUUUGUUUUCUGUUGAAAUGAAAAUCAGUACCAAAGUGAAUGUCCACUAAACUUCCAGACAUAAAUGUUAACUUUGAAAGUAGUGAAAAUAACAUAAUCAUGUUUGGGAUUAAUAUCAGUUCCAUAUAGAGUGUUAUAAAUUGGAUUCUAGAAUUCUGGAAACGUUCAAUAAAUUCCCUGGUUUCCCAGAAAUCUUGGUUGGAGGAUCUGCAUUUCCUGCUUCUUAUCUUCUGAGUCCAGAAAACCUCCAACCGGGAUUUCGGGAAAACCACAGGAUUUAUUUACAUUUCCCGGAAUUUUGCAACCCUAGCUGUAAAUCCAACAAUUUCAUAUUUUUAUGGAACGCUUGACAGGGACUUUUCCAUGUUGCUAUUUGCUAUUUGCAAAGUUACAUCCUCAUAUCACUAGAUACAAUUCACCGCAAUCUCUAGCAUUUAAACACUCAAUAUUUCACAGAGUAACACUAUGGUAGUGGGAAUAGGAGUUAAAUGUUGAUUUAAGUAUAAGUUUGAGCAGCUCAUCUGCAACAGGAGAAAGUGCAGAUUUAGUUGCUCAGUGUGACAUGUAAUUGUAAUAGGACACUUUUGUUAGGUUGGUGGCAUUACAGGGUAUACCUAUAUAUGUGAUGCUAAGUAUGCAUAUACAAUAUAUGCACUGAAUAUAUACAAUCUAAAGCAGUGUAUGCAUACACUGUUAGUAGCUUUUGUAGUCAAAUGCCUCUGUAGAUUAUAGUUAACAGCUAACACGUUUUGAUGACCAUGUCUAUUGAUUUGCGCCAUGAACACCAAUUGUGGAUUAUUGAUUUUGUUAAAUAGGAUAAUCUGUCCUGAUUUUGUUUAAUGCUGUUGUGUUCUAACGGAGGUGCAAUAUUAUAUUGGUUUUGGUCGUCUUUCUGACGUGAUGUUUCGCUGUGGGGAAAACCCAAAGGGUUAACUGACCGACUUUUAAACUAAAUAGCGUUUCUUACUAAUUUCAUUUUCAUUCAAAAUUCUUCCAACAGCUCAAUGGUUUUUAGUCUUGUUCCCCUGUGCUUCCAGGAUGAUUCUCAAAGCAGGAAAUAAUAGACCGUGUUACUGACUAUGUGAGACUGUUGAACGGGCAGACCUGACUGUUGUUCUGUGCUUUAUGUAUCUAAGAACCCUUGUAUGUUCAUUUACUUCAGCAAAAUACUUAGCAUCAACUGUAUGUUUAUCAUUGAUCAGCCAAGUUAUAUUAUCAAUGAUCCUAUAUCAUCAAGCCUUCUUUUUUUAAUCAUUUUUUUACCUCAACAAAACUGUUCGAAUCAGGAUUGUGGCUUGCUUAAUUUUAAAGCACCAGAAAGUAGCAUGUAUCUUUUACUCCAUAAUUUUGCAGUAUAUAAAGGACUGUAAAAUAAAACAUUACCACCCACCUCUCUUUUGGUGGCCUAUCAAGAGAUUUCACAUUAUCAAUAAGCAUAUAAUUGUUGCUUAUGCUCACAAUCUAGUAUAAAAAAAAAUAAACAUGAAACCCAAAACACGAGGACUUUUAAUCCCCUAAAACAUUAACCUCUUUUUGCGAAAGAAGUUAGAUUUUAGAAUUAUGCCAAGAGCAUCUAAAUCAUACCUUAGUAAAUGGUUUAGACAAAAAAAAAAGGUUUUUAUUGCAAGUAUGAUUGUUAUGAAGAAACAAAACAUAGCCACAAGCUAGCUAGGUUCCUAACCAAAGACAUGAAUGAAACAUUCUGAACAUUCAGUCUUUUUUGAAAUUCUAAGUAUCCAAGCCACAGUUCUUGAUCAUCAUUUAUGUGUCUUGUUGUCUUUAGAGCCCCGUUUCCACUGGCACUUAACAUUAGGGCCCAGUUGGUUCCAAAUUCGAGCUGGCUCAAAUGGAAUUCUUAAAUUCGAGCUGGGUCGAGGGAAACCCGGCUGCCUGAGCAGCCAAGUUUCACAACUGGUUAGAAUUCGGGCUGGUGACACCGUUACUAUGCAACCACCAAGCUUAUCAACGUAGUCUGGGCUUGUUACUGUUAGCUAGGACAUGAACAAGCAGUAUUGCAGAUAUCAGACAUGACACUAAUUACAACCAUACCUGGAUCCUUUAUUCAUUUUUGCACUACACAAUAAACCUUUAUGAGAACAGUCAGCCCAGCCCGCGAAUGCUAUAGCUACCUAACGUUAGCUGGCAAAUCAGAGUUGAACAAGCUAGCUAGCUAGCUAAUGUGAGCUAGCAGGAAUUUAAGCUGGCCAGGUCAUAUUGAAAAUUAGCUAGACAUGGCAGGGUAGCCUAGUGGUUAGAGCGUUGGACUAGUAACCGGAAGGUUGCAAGUUCAAACCCCCGAGCUGACAAGGUACAAAAUCUGUCGUUCUGCCCCUGAACAGGCAGUUAACCCACUGUUCCUAGGCCGUCAUUGAAAAUAAGAAUUUGUUCUUAACUGACUUGCCUAGUAAAAUAAAGGUAAAAAUAAAUAAAUAAAUAAAAAAUAUCAAACCUAUCAUCUGGUUAGCUAGCUAGCUAAUAGCCAAUGCCAUGGCAAGCAAAUUAGGAAUUAAGCCUGUUAGCUAGCUAAUGUCAGCAAGCUAAAUAUAUGGCUCUGAGUCUAGCUGGCACUGGCAGGAGUAUGGGGUAACAUUAGUUACAGCAUGGUGAGGGUGAAUUACAUUUUUUAAAAUCUAGCUAGCUAGCUAGGUAGCAACAUUAGCGAAGCCAGCUGCAGUCACAUAUUGGCUACCUAGCAGCAUGACAUAAUUUCAUAUUUCUUGGCCAGCCCAACCUGGGUUGACUUUAAAGUGCCAAUGGAAACAAUGCUUACGUGGCUUAGGUAUAGGCUGGUUUCACAGACAUAGACAGAUGGAUUUUUAAGUUCUAGCUGUUGUUCUCAGAGUAGUUUGACCUUGGAAUACAUAGUUCUGUAUUUAUAUUAAAACCACAUUUUCAGUAGUCUGAAUUCAAGUGCAAUCUAGGUAGUUUAUGUCUGCACAGCUGCAGGAAGUAGGAGUGCUGAGGGUGCUGCAGCACCGUGUGAAAAAUCAAAAGUUUAAAAAAAAAUAUAUAUAUAUGUAUUUUUUUCUCCACAAAAGUAGUGCACUAGGCCCUUAGUACUCCUGUAUUAGUGGACCGAUCUAGCCGUCUGUAACGCGGCCCAACAUUUUUUUUGCAGCAUCGCCGCAGCACCCCCACCCCCAAACUACUUCCUGCGGCUAUGUACUGUGUGUCUGUGUUUCAAACUCUGUGUGAUUUAAUCUGAGCUGAGGUUCCUCACGGCAGGUCACACUCACGGCUUCAGUUCCCAGGCUGUAUGUGUGUGUUGUCUAUCUCUGUGUGUCUGUCUGAAGGGUGGGUGUCUGUCUGUCUGAAGGGUGUCUGCCUGGUUCUGUAUGAGUGUGCUGUCUGUCUCUGUGUGUCUGUCUGAAGGGUGUCUGUUUGUCUCUGUGUGUGUGUCUGUCUGUCUGAAGGGUGUUUGGCUGAUUCUGUAUGAGUGUGCUGGACCCCAGACUACAUGCUUAGAGAGAGAGAGCUUGAGUUCUCCAAUUUAGGCAGAGGUUUCCCAUGGGCACUGAUCUUAGCUCACCUCACCCAAUCCUAACCAUAACCAUUAGGGUGGGGGAAACGCAAAACUGAUCUUAGAUCAGCAUCCAUGGGCAACAUCAUCCAUCACCAUGUUUUCCAAUGGUAUGUAUAUAUAAUGCUGCAAACUGCCUGGUUUUCAUAAACCAACCAAACCCUAUGUGAGGACUCUUAAGAUGGGGUAACCCGAUAGUCUUUAACAUGGUUAAUAACAUGGUGGAAGAGAAGUGAGAUUCAUUUGUUUACAUUGUUUACAAUGGCACAGUUUUACUUGCUAAGGAUAAAAAAAUAUGUAAACUCAGCAAAAAAGGAAACAUCCUCUCACUGUCAACUGCGUUUAUUUUCAGCAAAUUUUCAGCAAAUUUAACAUGUGUAAAUAUUUGUAUGAACAUAACAAAAUUCCACAACUGAGACAUAAACUGAACUGAAGUUCCACAGACAUGUGACUAACAGAUGGAAUAAUGUGUCCCUGAACAAAGGGGGGGUCAAAAUUAGAAAUCAAAUGUAACAGUCAGUAUCUGGUGUGGCCACCAGCUGCAUUAAGUACUGCAGUGCAUCUCCUCCUCAUGGACUGCACCAUAUUUGCCAGUUCUUGCUAUGAGAUGUUACCCCACUCUUCCAACAAGGCACCUGCAAGUUCCCGGACAUUUCCUGGGAGAAUGGCCCUAGCCCUGACCCUCCGAUCCAACAGGUCCCAGAAGUGCUCAAUGGGUUUGCGAUCUGAGCUCUUCGCUGGCUAUGGCAGAAUACUGACAUUCCUGUCUUGCAGGAAAUCACACACAGAACGAGCAGUAUGGCUGGUGGCAUUGUCAUGCUGGAGGGUCACGUCAGGAUGAUGUCUUCCCUGUAACGCACAGUAUUGAGAUUGCUUGCAAUGACAACAAGCUCAGUCCGAUGAUGCUGUGGCACACGCUCCGGACCAUGACAGACCCUCCACCUCCAAAUCGAUCACGCUUUGGUGUAAUGCUCAUUCCUCCGACGAUAAACUCAAAUCUGACCAUCACCCCUGGUGAGACAAAACAGCAACUUGUCAGUGAAGAGCACUCUUUGCCAGUCCUAUCUGGUCCAUCGAUGGUGGGUUUGUGCCCAUAGGCGACAUUGUUGCCAGUGAUGUCUGGUGAGGACCUGCCUUACAACAGGCCUACAAGCCCUCAGUCCAGCCUCUCUCAGCCUAUUGCAGACAGAGCACUGAUGGGGGGGAUUGUGCAUUUCGGGUGUAACUCGGGCAGUUGUUGUUGCUAUCCUGUUCCAGGUUUGAUGUUCAGAUGUACCAAUCCUGUGCAGGUGUUGUUACAUGUGGUCUGCCACUGAUCAGCUGUCCGUCCUGUCUCCCUGUAGCACUGUCUUAGGCGUCUCACAGUACGGACAUUACAAUUCAUUGCCAUGGCCACAUCUUCAGUCCUCAUGCCUCCUUGCAGCAUGCCUAAGGCACGUUCACACAGUUGAACAGGGACCUUGGGCAUCUUUCUUUUGGUGUUUUUCAGAGUCAGUAGAAAGGCCUCUUUAGUGUCCUAAGUUUUCAUAACUGUGACCUUAAUUUCCUACCGUCUUUAAGCUGUUAGUGUCUUAACGACCGUGUUCAUUAAUUGUUUGUGGUUAAUCGAACAAGCAUGGGAAACGGUGUUUAAACCCUUUACAAUGAACAUCUGUGAAGUUAUUUGGAUUAUUACGAAUUAUCUUUGAAAGACAGGAUCCUGAAAAAGGGACGUUUCUUUUUUUGCUGAGUUUAUGUAAACAAAAAGUGCAUAUUUAUUGCCUAAGGUUAAACAACAUGAUGAUGUAACUAUGUUUUCUUCUUUGGAAGAUAAUGUUACAGUUUAUCACUUGUGUUACUAUCUGGAUGCUUUUGGUAGAGCAGUUUUAUGACUACCAAGCAGUGGAGGCUGGUCGGAGGAGCUAUAGGAGGACAGGCUAAUUGUAGUGUCUGGAAUGGAAUAAAAGGAACAGAAUCAAACGUGGUUUACAUAUGUUUGAUGUGUUUAAUUCCAUUCCAGCCAUUACAAUGUGCCUGUCCUCCUAUAGAUCGUCCCACCAGCCUCCACUGCUACCAAGUGACUGUUUUUUGUGCUUUUUUUUUAUGGUUACAAUGCAUGGUUAGCUAUUUAUUACAAUAUGGAAGUCGCUGAGAUGUGUAUUUUUGUAUUCAGAUUAAAUAAAUGGUUCAAAUUUGUUGUACAUUGUUAGGUGCCUUAAAAACAAGGCUAUCUUCCUUCUUCAAUAAAAACGAGUGCAUACACAA
Oncorhynchus keta (chum salmon) is the source of this 11061-nucleotide messenger RNA. RefSeq names its product diacylglycerol kinase eta-like. NCBI's taxonomy places the organism in Eukaryota, Metazoa, Chordata, Actinopteri, Salmoniformes, Salmonidae. The record is from RefSeq and is a predicted model, not a curated record. Gene Ontology annotation, biological process: diacylglycerol metabolic process; lipid phosphorylation; intracellular signal transduction. Gene Ontology annotation, molecular function: ATP-dependent diacylglycerol kinase activity; protein binding.